AUUUAUAUUUUCCUGUGAGGAGGAGCUACUCUGGAUCGCAGGGCAUGUGCACACGGUGGGCUGAAAACAACAAGAUUAACGAAGGAUUUGUUUACAGCUGUUUAGAUAUUGGUGAUGCCUGUCAGACUGCUCAAUACAGUCUGAUCAUUAAGCUACAGCAGUCCGCUCAGAGAGAUAGGCUACACGCCGCCAGACCUGUCCCGUCUCAACUCCACCCUACACGCAGGGGAAGGUGUGAAGAUGUUACAGAAAGGAAGUCAGAAAGAGUCUCUCUUCCUCUGUUUGUUAUUGGUGUCCUGUCCUCCCUUUCUCAGGUCAGAGUACAGUAGUUGUGGAGAGUUUGAGUUCUACAACCAGACCCUCAGUAGCUGCCAGCCCUGCCCACCAUGCCAACCUGGACAGGAGCCCCACAUGAACUGUGGCUAUGGGACUAAGGAUGAGGACUUUGUGUGUGUGUCGUGCCCGCCGGGGAAGUACUCGAAGGGAAAGUAUGAGAUCUGCAGGAGACAUAAGGACUGUGAAGGUCUGUACCGUGCUACAGUACUCAAACCUGGGACACCAGACAAUGAUGCAGACUGUGGACCCUGCUUACCUGGGUAUUACAUCCAGGAGAACCGGCCCAGGAACCUGUAUGGGAUGGUCUGUCACUCGUGUCAAAAUGCACCGCGCAACACUAAAGAGUGCAUGCUUACCAAAGUUGUGCUGUCAGGCAAAGCCCCCAGUGUCUCAACCAGCAGUACCACCAUGUUCCCUCACCCUCACAAAGACCCCACAGGACAGGGUCACCUAGCAACUGCUCUCAUCAUCGCCAUGUCAACCAUCUUCAUCAUGGCCAUCGCCAUUGUCCUCAUCAUCAUGUUCUACAUCCUCAAAGCCAAGCCCAGCGGACAGGCAUGCUGCUCUGGUCAGGUGGUGAAGGCAGUGGAGGCUCAGACCAACAAACAGGAGGAUAAGAAAGAUGUUCCAGACAAUGUUGUAAUUUUCUCCGAAAAGGAUGAAUUUGACAAACUCAAACCUACGCCUCCGAAGACGGUGAAAAGUGAGAAUGAUGCAUCGUCAGAGAACGAGCAGCUGUUGAGUCGUAGUAUGGAUAGUGAUGAGGAGGCAGCCUUGGAGAGGCAGGGGGCAGCUGAUCCUAACCCCAGCCUCUGUCUCCUGAACCUGGGAACCAAGCCGGACCUCUGCCUGCUUUCCCUGAGGCUCCUCAACAAGGAUAAGACUGGAUCCAACCCCACCAGCCCUAUCAACGCUAACAACAUUAGCAAUAGCAAUGCAAACAUCAUCAAUAACAACAACAAGGCUACAGGGAUUCAGAGCCGGAGGAAAAAGAUCCUGGAUCUGUAUGCUAGAGCCUGCAAUGUGGCCGAGGGUCUAAGUCCUACAGAACUACCAUUUGACUGUCUGGAGAAGGCCAGUCGGAUGCUGAGCUCCUCCUACAGUAGCGAGGCAGCCGUGGUGAAGACCUGGAGACACCUGGCAGAGAGCUUUGGCCUGAAGAGGGAUGAGAUCGGAGGGAUGAGUGACGGCCUGCAGCUGUUUGAGAGGAUCAGUACAGCCGGAUACAGCAUCCCAGACCUGCUCACCAGACUGGUGCAGAUAGAGAGACUGGAUGCUGUGGAGUCACUAUGUUCUGAUGUACUGGGAGGAGGAGAUACAAACACUGUCCCUCUGUCCUCACCACGGUGUGCAAGCGUCUGACUCAUAUACACACUAAUGUUCACACACAUUCCUAUACACACAUGCAAUAGACGCAUGUGCUUAUACCCGCACAUACAUUCAGAAACAAACAGUUUUAGCCCUCAACAUGAAGAAUGCCAGCAGGCCUCUCCAGAUCUCAAAUCUCUCUCCUCAUCGUCUCUCUGUCUUCCUCUGGCAAUGGACUGGCAAUUAACCUUGCUCGACAAAAGCUUUUUAUAACAUUCUUUAACAUUUUUGCUUUUGUUUACAUAGAUCACAUGUAGGACAUUUCAUAAUAUCAGAUUUUAAAAAUGGCAUAAUGGACCUCUGCCAGGACCCCUGUGGACCCAGACCCUCUAUUACCCAGCAGCGGUCAGCUGCUGCCACUGGCUCUAAUUGGUUAUCAUGUGGCGGUCUGGUAUAAUAGUGUUGUGGUUCACAGUCGAGACUUUCAACACCUAAUUAACCACUAAAACCAAUGAACCAGUAAAGACCAGAUGCCAGAGACUAUUAAAGAGACUGCUAACAGACUAGGCCUACUGCAGCCUGAGGAAUGCAGGGAGACAGAACUCCAGGAGACCCAGCACUGAGCAACGCUAUGGUCAGCCGGGCUCUGAAACUAUGCUGGGUGAUUCCACAGGAUGGCAGCCAUUUUGUGCCAAAAAGCUCAGCACAUACAGUGGGGAGAACAAGUAUUUGAUACACUGCCGAUUUUGCAGGUUUUCCUACUUACAAAGAAUGUAGAGGUCUGUAAUUUUUUAUCAUAGGUACACUUCAACUGUGAGAGACAGAAUCUAAAACAACAAUCCAGAAAAUCAUAUUGUAUGAUUUUAAAGGAAUUAAUUAGCAUUUUAUUGCAUGACAUAAGUAUUUCAUACAUCAGAAAAGCAGAACUUAAUAUUUGGUACAGAAACCUUUGUUUGCAAUUAUAGAGAUCAUAAUUAUAGAGACCUGUAGUUCUUGACCAGGUUUGCACACACUGCAGCAGGGAUUUUGGCCCACUCCUCCAUACAGACCUUCUCCAGAUCCUUCAGGUUUCGGGGCUGUCGCUGGGCAAUACGGACUUUCAGCUCACUCCAAAGAUUUUCUAUUGGGUUCAGGUCUAGAGACUGGCUAGGCCACUCCAGGACCUUGAGAUGCUUCUUACGGAGCCACUCCUUAGUUGCCCUGGCUGUGUGUUUUGGGUCGUUGUCAUGCUGGAAGACCCAGCCACGACCCAUCUUCAAUGCUCUUACUGAGGGAAGGAGGUUGUUGGCCAAGACCUUGCGAUACAUGGCCCCCAUCCAUCCUCCCCUCAAUACGGUGCAGUCGUCUUGUCCCCUUUGCAGAAAAGCAUCCCCAAAGAAUGAUGUUUCCACCUCCAUGCUUCACGGUUGGGAUGGUGUUCUUGGGGUUGUACUCAUCCUUCUUCUUCCUCCAAACACGGCGAGUGGAGUUUAGACCAAAAAGCUCUAUUUUUGUCUCAUCAGACCACAUGACCUUCUCCGAUUCCUCCUCUGGAUCAUCCAGAUGGUCAUUGGCAAACUUCAGACGGGCCUGGACAUGCGCUGGCUUGAGCAGGGGGACCUUGCGUACGCUGCAGGACUUUAAUCCAUGACUGCAUAGUGUGUUACUAAUGCCUGCCAGGUCCUGCCGUGUAGUUCUGGGCUGAUCCCUCACCUUCCUCAUGAUCAUUGAUGCCCACGAGGUGAGAUCUUGUAUGGAGCCCCAGACCGAGGGUGAUUGACCGUCAUCUUGAACUUCUUCCAUUUUCUAAUAAUUGCGCCAACAGUUGUUGCCUUCUGACCAAGCUGCUUGCCUAUUGUCCUGCAGCCCAUCCCAGCCUUGUGCAGGUCUACAAUUUUAUCCCUGAUGUCCUUACACAGCUCCCUGGUCUUGGACAUUGUGGAGAGGUUGGAGUCUGUUUGAUUGAGUGUGUGGACAGGUGUCUUUUAUACAGGUAACGAGUUCAAACAGGUGCAGUUAAUACAGGUAAUAAGUGGAGAACAAGAGGGCUUCUUAAAGAAAAACUAACAGGUCUGUGAGAGCCGGAAUUCCUACUGGUUGGUAGGUGAUCAAAUACUUGUCAUGCAAUAAAAUGCAAAUGAACUACUUAAAAAUCAUACAAUGUGAUUUUCUGGAUUUUUGUUUUAGAUUCUGUCUCUCACAGUUGAAGUUUACCUAUGAUAAAAAUUACAGACCUCUACAUGCUUUGUAAGUAGGAAAACCUGCAAAAUCGGCAGUGUAUCAAAUACUUGUUCUCCCCCCUGUAUCAGCUAAUGGUGAUAAGCUCCCAGCUACAGACAUUUCAGGAAUAAGAGAAGCCUCCUGUGUGUUUGGUUUAUAGUGUUUUAACAGUGCCUUUCUAUACCUCCAAGGAUGCUUUUUCGGUUGAGUGACUGGGGAGGCACACUCCCAUUGCUCAGUGUGUCUUCACUGCUCUGGUGUUUUAAGUUAGCCACGUUUAAAGGGGCUGGACUCCGGUAGUGUAUAUGAAUAAUAAAUGUGCAUGUACAAUGCUCAUCAUUUAGCACGUAUCCAUAACAGCUUCUUUAAGUUUCUCCUUGUUAUUUUCAAUUCAAACACAGCGUCAACAGAAGGCUAGUGGUUUAGGUAGGUAGUUUAGUGACAGAAGAUGACUGACUGUACUGUAUGUGCAGAACCUGGACCUCUUACCUCAGGAUCACAAACGCUCCAAAGACUAAACUUUAGAAACAAUGGAAACAAAAACAAUUUUAUGGAAAAAAUGGAAAUGUAUAUAUAUAACUUAUUAUUGUACAUACUGUAUGCAUCAA
Molecule: messenger RNA, 4451 nt
Organism: Oncorhynchus nerka (sockeye salmon)
Lineage: Eukaryota; Metazoa; Chordata; Actinopteri; Salmoniformes; Salmonidae
Gene: edar
Product: ectodysplasin A receptor
Exons: 11
Coding region: 241-1698 (485 amino acids)
Biological process (GO): positive regulation of canonical NF-kappaB signal transduction; positive regulation of JNK cascade
Cellular component (GO): plasma membrane
Molecular function (GO): signaling receptor activity
Source: RefSeq, a predicted model, not a curated record